AUGAGUGGUGGUAUCUCCCCGACGUAUUCCUCCUCUUCCUCCUCUCCAGGAAGGACGAAACGGAUGCCCAUGCGCAGUCCACACGCGUUUUCGGCAAACUCGGACGCGACUUUACCUCUCGUUUUCGCGAACGUCGGUUUGAUCUUAUUCGUCGUCGCCGGAGUGUUUUAUAUCAAAGAGGAUUGGGAUCGGUUUUCGCUGUUGUGCGUGUUAGGCUACGCGUCUAUUAUAAUUGGAUUGAUACUACCGGAACUCUUAGCAGCAGAUGUUGACAAAGGAGGCAGAACGACCUUCCAUCCAACUGGAACGAGAGAAAUCGACGAUAAAAUAGAAAAGGGCAUCCGAGAGAGAAAGUGGAUACAAUUCUGGGGUACUGUUAUGAUGAUUGUGGGGAUAUUUCUAGGUAUUGUUGGUAGUUUGUUGUAUUCGCCAACCAUCGUUAGCGCAUUAUCCAGUAAGAUGAUACCGUUGAUCGACGAAGCCAAUCUGGUUUGGGCGAUUUCGUUUCUCAUCUUCCCCGUGGGAUUCGGGUUGUUGACGUACGAUAAGUUGAUGACGCUUCAGUCGCUGGCAGAUGAAGGCUUGGAUGACGAAGCGUCCGUGACAAUUUGGCAUCCGCAAAUGCGCGUAUUUCUGUGGACGGAAAUAUGUUUGAUUCUCUUUGCCAUCGCUGGCGUAGUGGUGGUCUCCUUGCCAAACGCGCUCGGAGAAGCCUUCGGCUUGUUUCUCUUCGCCCUGGGCGCGUUGAUAAAAGUUUGCUUAUUGUUUUACGAGUUACGUGGUUAG
Bathycoccus prasinos is the source of this 786-nucleotide messenger RNA. RefSeq lists its product with no specific name. Lineage: Eukaryota; Viridiplantae; Chlorophyta; Mamiellophyceae; Mamiellales; Bathycoccaceae. The transcript has a single exon. The coding region runs from base 1 to 786 and encodes 261 amino acids. The record is from RefSeq and is a predicted model, not a curated record.